AUGCUGGGUGUGAUGCUCAAAGAUGGCUGUGUGGAUGGAGGGAAUGAUUUGGAGUUGGUUGUGAAGAACAGAAGGAUUGAAGAGACACUGGGGCUCAUGGAUGAUGGUGCUUGGGAGGGAUUUAUGGACAAGAGGGCAUCGCAGAAGCUGUUGGGGUUGGGAUGGAUUAUUGAAAGAGAGCUGGAGGCUCAAACUGGGAAGUUGAUGGUGCUCCUGUCCCUGGAGAUGGAGCCCCUGAUGGGCAUUGGAGAUGCUGGGUGUGAUGCUCAAAGAUGGCUGUGUGGAUGGGCAAAUGAUUCUGGAGUUGGUGUGAAGACACAGAAGGAUUUGAAGAGACACUGGGGCUCAUGGAGGUGA
Messenger RNA from Seminavis robusta, 357 nucleotides. Lineage: Eukaryota; Bacillariophyta; Bacillariophyceae; Naviculales; Naviculaceae. The record is from the annotation of a GenBank genome assembly.